AUGUCGUCAAGCAUUGAUCGUGAAACUAUGGUUGCAGCUUUAUCAGAAGCACAACGAAGUGUAGAAGUAAUUACCAAAGCUGGGAUCACAGAGCUCAUGGCAUUUCGUCAACCACCACUCAGUGUGAUUUACGUAUUUGAGGGGUUGACUGUUUUAUUGGUUCCAAGCAGACGUAUGUCAGAUUGGAAUGAAAUUCGAAAAUGGUUGGGUAGCCAAGUUAACCAGCUAAUAAAUAUGCUGAUAAACUUAGACAAGGAUCUAAUUACUGAUGAACAGCUGACAAAUCUUAAAUCUAUUUUGGCUCGUCCAGAGUGUGAGCCUGAACGAGUUAAGAGAUGUUCCUUAGCGGCUUAUCAACUAUGUCAAUUUCUUCAUGGUGUUGUUGCUUCGGUAACAUUCCAACGACAAUAUCAACAAACUAUUAAUGAACCAUCAUCAUGA
Messenger RNA from Rotaria socialis, 441 nucleotides. The record is from the annotation of a GenBank genome assembly. NCBI's taxonomy places the organism in Eukaryota, Metazoa, Rotifera, Eurotatoria, Philodinida, Philodinidae.